Messenger RNA from Numida meleagris (helmeted guineafowl), 11758 nucleotides. It is a transcript of the gene FRRS1L, whose product is annotated as ferric chelate reductase 1 like. The record is from RefSeq and is a predicted model, not a curated record. Gene Ontology annotation, biological process: regulation of glutamate receptor signaling pathway. Lineage: Eukaryota; Metazoa; Chordata; Aves; Galliformes; Numididae. The transcript is spliced from 5 exons. The coding region runs from base 967 to 1797 and encodes 276 amino acids.
GAUGUACUGCAGUCAGUCUUGUGCUGAUGCUCUGCUAUGAACUGCUGUGAAAUGUUGCUAGCUUUGUAUGUUUAAAUCAGCUGACUGCUUUACCUAGCCCCUGGUGUGGCUAAUGGAGGCUGUAAUUUGCAGGUUAUGGCCUAUUUCCUCUCUCUGUUGGCACCGUCAGAAGCCUAGAAAGUGAAUCAGGGCUCGCAGAGCCCCGUGCCUGGAGGCGCGCAGGGCACACGCUCCUGUUUGUUUGGAGAUGCUGCAGCCUGCAACUUUGAGAGCUCUUUCUGGCUUCACAACAGAGUGCUUUGUUUUUAAGUUGGCUGACUAAAAUCACAUUAAAAAACCAGCAUUUAUAGAACAAAACCAAGCCUCUGCAAGCCAAAACCAAUCUGCAGAGAAAAACAUAUAUUUAAUAUUGAAGGUGUUUCACAGUAAAACCUGUGUUGUGCAUUGUUGACAUGAUGGAGAGAACACAGAGCCUUCCCACUUGCAGGUUAGAUGAACCAAAACUGAAAGUGGCUAUUUGUAAAACAAAUCUAUGUAAUAAGAAGUGAUGGCCUAAAGUUGGGGAAGUUCAGGUAGGAUAUUAGGAAAGAUUUAUUCUCAGAAAGAGUGGUGAGGCAUUGGAACAAGCUGCCCCAGGAGGUGGUGGAGUCACUGUCCCUGGAGGUGUUCAAGAACCAUGUGGAUGUGGCACUGAGGACAUGGUUAGUGGGCAUGGUGGGGAUGGACUGAUGGUUGGACUAGAUAAUCCUAGAGGUCUUUUCCAACCUUUAUGAUUCUAAGAGAGGAAAGAUCUGCUUGCAGAUGUUCAUGCUGUGUCUUCAGUGUAUUACAGUACAGCAGAUAAGCGAUUGCCUGGAGUCAUAGAUCCUUCCUUAUCUGUCUCCUCUGUGCCUUACCUCACAAGUGAUUGCAGAUCAUUGCUGCAGGCAUUUCCUGUUUUGAUACUCUUCCCUUCCAAUCCAAUGCAUGUUUUGUAUACUUCUUAAAGGAGAAAGUAUCCAUUCAGUAUCCAUUCCUACAGCUGAGGAGUCAGAAUUCUCUCCCUUACAGAUUUUCCGAGGGAUCCAAGCAUGCACGAAGAGCCAGCCGAGUGGAGAUCCCCAAGCCUUAGCUGAAUGCCCUGCUCCAUGUUCGUGCUGCCAAAGCUUACAUGGUUACCCUUUCCCUACUGCACCUCCUGUGGAUCCAUUUGCAAAAAUCAGAGUGGAUGAUUGUGGAAAAACCAAGGGAUGCUUCAGGUAUGGCAAACCUGGCUGUAAUGCAGAAACCUGUGACUACUUCCUAAGUUACCGCAGAAUAGGAGCUGAUGUUGAAUUUGAGUUGAGUGCUGAUACUGAUGGCUGGGUGGCAGUGGGAUUUUCCUCAGACAAGAAAAUGGGAGGAGAUGAUGUCAUGGCUUGUGUUCAUGAUGAUAACGGAAGAGUCCGAAUACAGCACUUUUACAAUGUUGGUCAGUGGGCUAAGGAAAUCCAGAGAAAUCCUGCUAGAGAUGAAGAGGGGGUUUUUGAAAACAAUCGUGUAACUUGUCGAUUCAAGCGUCCCGUAUCUGUUCCCCGAGAGGAAACUAUCGUAGAUCUGCACUUGAGUUGGUACUAUCUGUUUGCCUGGGGUCCAGCAAUUCAGGGUUCUAUAACUCGUCACGAUAUAGACUCACCACCUGUAUCAGAGCGUGUGGUCAGUAUUUACAAGUAUGAAGAUAUUUUCAUGCCAUCAGCUGCCUAUCAGACCUUCUCUUCUCCAUUCUGCUUGCUCCUCAUUGUUGCACUGACCUUCUAUUUAUUGAUGGGAACCCCUUGACUUCUGGAAAGUAACAAGAAUUUGCCAGUGGAAGUUUCUCAGGAUGGAUGGAUAUAUGAUGGAUGAUACAUAUUUCUAUUGGAAUUUAAAUCACACUUCCAUCAUCAUCUAGCUGCUUUUGAACAUUGUUAGCUUCUCAGAAGAAUGAAAUAACCAUCUUUGAGUGGCUGAGUGGUGACAAAUCAUUUAAGAAUAAUCAGUGAACAAGUAGGAGACUACGUUCAGUGUUGUGACUACUUGCUUAAUGAAGAGAAGACUUUUGUAAAAUUAGUGUGUGUGCGUGCGUGUGUGUGUAUGUGUGUUUGGGAGGAGUGUCUGUAUGUGUGGUUAGGAGAGUUUAGUGAUGGACAUCUUAUCAAAUAACAAAAAAAUGCCUUCCAAAUUGCUCCCAUAAAGCAAAUUUGGGAAAACAUUAUAAUGCCGUUUGGUACUUCUGGUGCAGACAGAGCCCAGGUGUGGUUUCUGAACUUAGGAUCAGGAUGCUGACACUGCAGUAUAAAAGCUACCCUUCCGAAAUGGACAGUUGGUUGUUUUUUUAAUUAAUAUUUAUCAAGGUUUACUUACUCUGUUACUUUCCAAAACUAGCCUUGCAUAAUCGAAUAUGAGCAGGACUUUUUUAAUGGAAAGAAAUGAUUAAUGUCUUAUAACAAUAGUGUUUCAACAACCUUCUUGAAAGAGAUGUCUGCUUCUUUUAUGAGUGAGAUAUUAUGUUAUGUAAAUGAAGGGAGAGGAGAAUGCAGUCAUUUGAAUUUUCCAUACAUAGGAAAAGCAAGUGUAAGCCACAGAGAACACUGAAGUUUCUAACAAGCCAUAGAAAAUCCUCCCAAUCAAUGAAGUUUUUUUUUCUUUUUAUUUAAAAGCAGUAAUGUUGCUGAUGUGUAAAUAUGUUUUUAAAUAGUUGUGCAGUAGUACCAAGAAAUCUGUUUUUCUGUGUUGUAUUCCUGUAUAUCCUGUUCACGUUAAAGGUGAAUAUGGGCAGCAGGUGUUUGCUCACAAAGAAACGGAAAUAUAAUUGAGAUUAUUUGUAAGGAGAGAUAGGAAUUAAUAAAAAGAUCAGUAUCUUUUAUUUCCUCAAAUCUUUGCUGAAACAUAGUUACGGUGGAAAAGAUGUGCUAAAGAGGAAAUGCAUUUCAAUUUUUUAUCACCAAUAAAUGAUACAAAGAUGAAUGCUAAAUAUUAUCAAACUGUAAAGUGGCAAAAUACAUUCGAGCCAUAGAAAGUUCUGAAAACUCUGGAUUUGUGUGGAGAAUUUCUAUUAUUCACGUGACAGGUGGGGUGUGACACGUGUAUAGGUGUAGCAGUUGAAUGUGCUUAGAUGCAGUUGCUCGUUUGUUUCCCAACUUGCAUUAUUGCACCAAAAUUCUCUCUAAUGUGAUGCACUUAAGGGCUCUGUAACGUAGGAUCUGGUAAAAUAUGUGACAGACAUUCUCUGUAUUUUCAUUGCUGCAUAGAGCGUAAAAAAAAGUAACAAGCUUUGCUGGGUUUGAAUCAUUCUUCACGGAAUGAAGUUAAUAGGUUUUUUUUAGGCUCUACAUUCUUGAAAGCUAUUCUUCUAGUAUGUGAAAUAGGCUCGAAAAGGAAUCACAAACUCCACCACAAAUCCUUUAUUACCAUUUUUAGAGAAAGAUUUCUUAGUAACACAUAACAUUUUCACUGAUGUCUUUAACGAUUUGUUUGCUUAAAAUUGCUGGACUAAGGUUAAAGAGGGGAGAGAAGAAUGCAGAUUGAAGUGAACUUUGAAGGUACAUACAGUAGCUUCUUUCAUGUAAAUUACCUUCUGCAAAUUGAAUAACCAACUCGCUACCUGAUGAAAUACGUAGUGGAGGCCAACUAAUAAGGAAGGUCAGCUUUGGACCUUCAUGGCUGUAAAACUGAGGUUUAAGAUUAGCUGAAGCAGAGAGCUGAAGUCUUGGAUAAUGAGUUCUAUAGUAAGCAGCCAGGUGAAGUGAGGAAGUUAUUAGGGCUAAUUCCUUCUCUCCUGCGUUAAAGUGUAGGCAGUUGAGGGAGCUGAGAUACCACAGCCCCUUCUCUGAGAUCACAGCUACUCAAAGUAGCCUUGGGGUUACUUUAGUUUAUGGCCUUGUAAUUUACUGGUAUAGUUUCAGGCAUUUCCCUGAUUACCCACUAAAAGGCUAAUCUAAUAACUGAAGCAUACUGAAGUACGAUAGAAACCCAUUUGGGCUCCUUUAAUACAGUGCUGCACUUAGGAUAGCCUGGCUAGACCUACGCAGAGACAUAUGUUACAUAUGAGAAUACCAAGGGAAACGUACAACACGCGUAGAGUUGCUUUGCGCUGUAAGGCGCUCCACGGGGAGUCAGAGCUGUGUAAAGGUUGAAAGUUCAGGCUGUAAAGCAAUAGUGAGGUCAGAGCUGAAGCACAGCCACUUAUGGGAAUGCCCAGUGCAAAGCAGAAGUUGCUUCAGGCCACAGAUGUACCCAUGUUCUAAAUUAGGGUAGAAAUACAGUUCCUUUUUUUUUUUUUUUUGUCAGGUUACUUUUAAGCAUUCUGUCUGGUGUUUUUGUUGCUGUAUUUUUUUUCUUUUUGAAAUAUGAGCAGAGACGUGCACUUCUAAACGACCUUCAGCUUCAAAAUACUUAAUUAGUGCUAAUUAAGCAUUUCUAAUUAAUUGGGAGGAAAUAAAAGUCCACAAAAGCAGCAAAGCAGUCUAUUAUUUGGCAUUUAAAUUUAUAGCUGAGCUAUAUUAUUACUCCCUGGUAAACUGUUCUAAAAUUUGGUGUACUACUUCACAGAUAUUAGAAAAGCUACUGUGCAUUCUCUAAAUAUUUGGCAGAAUGUUUUAGGAGAACUGAGUACCGAAAAUAAUGAUGAUAAAUUAGAAUCAGGAGGUGAGAUAAGUGGUGUUUUUCUUUUUCAGUGAAGAAAGUUUGUUGUAUUGUGGCACUUUGUCUGAGAGUUGAUCUUCAGAGUAGGAAAAGCAGGACUAUGAGCUUUCCAGAUUCAGGAAAACAAGGAAGGUACAAGCGCUUGGAUAUGAGUAGUUGGGAGUAAAUAUGAGAACAAAAAGCCUGUAAGAGAAAUGAAAAGACUUUAAUUCACUGGUGCUUAGCUUUAUGUGAUACCUAAUAAUUAUUAAUACUCGAGUGAGCGUGGAAAGUAUUUUGUUUUUUAUGUUUUUUUUUCUUAAAAGCAGGAUUGAUCCCUGCUAUACAGAGUUACUACAAAGUAGCUCUCUUCAAAGUAAUUGAAAAUUGAAUCAUUUUUAGAUUCUUUAUGGUGACUACCAGUAAGCAGCUAUUGAGUAACGCAUUUCCAAAGUGCUUUAAUUUUGAGAGUGAGAAUGACUUGCUGUAGGGAAACAUAAUACAGAAGCAGAGGCUUUAGAAAGGUCACGUUUACAGUACGGUGGCCUUUGGAAAUUUGAUUUUGAUUGCUAAUUACAAAGAUAAUUAAUUAGAAAGAUAAGACUAGAAAAGACCACAAGGCAUUAAUUAGCAGUCUUGAAUAUAUUCUUUCCAUGCAGAACCAUAUUCAGCUCUGACCACAGCUUGUUACCUUAACCAUAACACCACCUUCUGCUCACUCAGACUAUAUUAUCUAUAACUUUUUUCACUUGAAGUUCAUAAGCUAUUUGAAACAGCAGUCAGCUUCUUUGUGAUGGUGCCUAUCACAAAGCGACCUUGUGUUUUUACUGUAGUGUUUGGCAGGUACUCCACUACAAAUACCAAGUUUGGCCUGAAAUUAUACUAUAAAGAGUAACAGUAGGAAAAAGAAAAAUAAACAGAGAAUACAGACCUCUAUAAAGUUUGUUUUUCUUCAAUGGAAUCAAAUAACUUUAUGUAUAGUUGAGACACUUCUAGAUGCUGUUUAUUUUUUCCCCAAAUAAAAACCUAGCUGAUUUUAGAAUGUCGUUGGAUACGGGAUGAUGCUUUCAUCUACAGUUCUAGCAUUAUAAGGGAAUUAUUCUGUCUCUGAAAGAGACUGUUUUGAUUAGAUAUUUUGAAAGCCCUGUGAGACUUCCUUGUCUUCAUUGAUGGGUAUUGCAAUACUUGGGGAGCAGGAAAAUAAGCACUUGUAGCCUCCCUAAUCGAAGGGAACUCCCCACAUGGGUUAGAAGUUCUGAAAGCUAUUUUUGGCACUGACUUUUCCAGUCUCCACUGCAAAGAUUAGAGAGUAACUGGAGCAACGCAUGCAUCAGCAAACUGCCUGGGUAGUUGCUUUGAAGCUUGCUUGGGUUGCCAUAUCCUGGGGCUGGACCAAGAAGAAAAGCUCUUUACCUCUCUCCUUGUACUCAGUGCCUACUGUGAAAUGGUGUUACAACUGUGUUAAUGUCUUCCUCUGAAAAGUACUGUGCUCCUUGUCACUAGACUAUGUCCUGACCCUAUGCCCACAUCUGAUGAUCCUGAGAGGUCUAAGCCCAGCUGUAAAGAGGAGUUAUUAGGUAAGGACUGAAAGACAGCUGUCUUCACCAUCAGGCAGGUUGCAGAAAUCCGUAUUGUAGAUGAUACUCCACUUAUCUCUAAGUACUGUUGUGAGUUGAAGGGGAAGGGAACAGGCAGGCCUCCUCACAAUUAUUCUUUUUUCAGUCUUUGUUUGCCUUACUUUUCCUGUCCUUCUACUGCAUCAGGCACUUAAAAAGAAGUAAAUUAUUCUCCUUUUAGAGCAUAGACCCUGUGGUCUUUGAUUUCUUCUGGGAACAUUGGCUAUUGGCACUGCACUGCACUGCACUGCACUCUAGAGGCAGCAUUGGAGCUCAUACACAAACCUGCUAUUUUUACUGGCACGUAAAUUAAUUUUGUGACCCCUUGCCAUACUGAUAUGUUGCAUACUGAUAUGUUUUUUUUAAAACUUCUUCUCCAAAUGGUUUCCCCAAUGAAAAGUACUGAGUAACAGUUUUAGGAGAAGGAAAGUUACUUGAUGGACAGAAUUACAAAAGGUCUAGCAUCACUCUUUUUUGGAGAUGCCUACUGUGAAAGUGCUAAUAUUUUAUACGAAGUGCAACUGGUCAAGAGCCUUAUGUUUAUAGUAGAAGUAGAAACAUAUUUAAAUGUUACAGUUGUUCCGGUGCUUCAGGGUGUGUGUAUGUGCCCACCCUGCAUGAACUGGAACCCUCUAUUUCAACCCUGAGCCGCAGUGUGUGGUGAACAGGUGGAGUGGUUUGCUUGGAUGCUAAAUGAUGAUGCAGAGGCAACCUCAAAUACUUCAGGACAGAUGAGUAGAGAGUUUGUAAGUAAGGCUGGAGGGCAAAGAAGGGCUCAUGGUUUUGUCAUACUUCCUAUUUUUGUAUGACUUUACAUGUGGCAAAGACACAUGUAAAUCACAUGGAAAUAUUACUUGAUACGCAAAGAAGCAACAGAAUGUAACUUUAACAGGAAUAUAACUUUUUUGCAGUCCUAGCUGUGUAAGGGCAAGAGGUCUGAUUUAUGCCUUAAAAUACGUACUCCCAGAAAGCUCCAAGAUUUGAGCGAGAGGCUUGAUUUUGCCCUUAGAGGUAUGAAGAAAGGCCAGGACCCUGUGUGUGGUAGUAGCAGUUGGAUGCUGUGUGUACCUGCUCACUGGCUCUCUCACAAACUAUGUGAGUCUCAGAAGAGGGGGACUCCAAAUCUUAACAGCUUUCUUUGCCCACUGACUGUUUCACCUAAUUGAAAUUGCAUUAUCAACGUUUCUGUAGCAUUGUGGUAGAGCCUAAUAUAGCACUUCCACAGCCUGCCCAGCACAGAUAAGGAUCUAACUGGAAGCCUGUUGGCAAUUUAAAGAAAACCUCAAUUUCCGAAGUAUAAAAAAAUAUUUUUUACAUUUAUUUAUUUAUUUUGCCAUACGUCAACUAUUCACCUCUUUUUUUUCCUAUCUAACUAUUUCUGUGCAGCUCAUAUGGCUGAGUGUCUGAUUUUUUGCAGAUACAGAAUAAGAUUUUGAUAAACCUUCCCUUUCUGCACCUGUUAUUGGAAUGAAAUAAUCACUUACGUAACUCUUAGAAAUAUAUUUUACGGUGAGUCUUGAUAAAACUAUGUAUAUUUAUAUUCCAUUAUUUAACUUCUCUCAUUUGGGUUCAGAUAGUGAGGUAAAAUCAGUGUAGUUUUGGAGGGCUUGUGCAGCUUGUGGAGUUAGCAGAUGCGAAAAAGCAGACAGAACAAACAUUACUUUGAAAAUCUGUGAUUGCAUUGGCAAUAGCAAAGAAACUGCUAUAAGGAAAAGGGCAGAUUCUUUUUUCUUGAAUUGCCAAGUAAUUUUGAUUGCAUUCAUUCCUAACUUGCUUCCAUGUUUGCUACCAAGGUAGGCAUGUUUGCUCACACUGGUGUGAGGUUGGAGCACAAGGAGAACUUCACAGCCCACAUUUGUAGAAAGGCUAACGCUCAGUAUAGACCAGUUCUGAUCUGCAAUUAGAGACUACUUAAAAGCGUCCUUACAAGGUGAAUUUUUAUAUGACACUUUUGAGAAACAUUCUUUAAAAGUACUGUGCUAUUUAUAUAGACUGGAUCACUACAGAAUUACCUGUUAGCAGUAGUCUUCUGAGUUGUUUCUAAAUACUACUUAAUGCAAAUUCCUGUUUAUGUUUUUAAGGAAGGAACUGGAUUUUUCGAAAGUGCCAAGCAGCUGCAAAUCUUUUAUGGCUUCAAUGCCUACUCAUGGCACAGUGAUUGCAGUGUGUUACCUAAUUUAGUCUCUUUCUUAAGCUUCACAUCGUUCAGUUCAAUUUCAUAAGUUGUUAAUAGUAAAAGACUAAAUAGGGGAAAAAUCCACCUAGAUUCUAUGCAAAGGAGCAGAAAUACUCUUGGUGAUUUUUCACAACAGUGAUCAACAAAGUGUAGAUUAAUGAAAAAUAUUCUUCCCAGAAUUAAUAUUUAGACAGACUAAAUGUGUUGAAGGGGUGUGAAAAAAUUAUAUAAGACAGUUUAAAAACACAAGGUUAAACUGUAUUUUGGAAAUAAAAACAACCAAACAAAAACCUAAAACAAAACAGAAAAUGUUACACGUUCCCUUACUUCUAGCUGAUAUUUUUGGACAGUGAUACAGGAGAAUAUAUAUAUGAAAACUAUGAUGUUGCCUGCUACAGGAUCAUAUUUGCUCUUUUAAUAUAUUAACUUUUUGUUGCCUUCUUUAGUACAAAAAAUUAGCCUCACAUUAUUAUUUUUUUUUCCAAACAAGAUUAAAAAAAAGUUGUUAAAGAAUCAAGGAAACAUUUUCAUACAGACUGUCAGGAUAAUUGGAGAGGAAACACAGAUGUCAUACUUAAAAUAUAGGAGGCAAAAACUGUAUUGUUUAAACCCCAAAUAUUAUAUCUGCUACUGAAAUAUUAGACUGCUCACCUAAUAAUAAAACAAUGGUUUCUUUUUCCGUUUUUCAUAACGACCACAAUUUUCUGUAAAGCUGGAAGUAUCAUUCAAGUCUUGACACAGAGUCAAAGAUGAAAUCCCAAACCUAUUAACUUCAUUAGAAAAACUGGAUAUUUCUCUGUGAUGUCCCCAGCCUUCACUUAGGGAGAUAAAUUCUGUUAACAUAUUCGAAGCAUUGCGAGUUCUGUUUAAGUGAAGUCAGAGGCUAGGUAUGUCUUGGCAUUUCUGAUUAAUAUAUUCUGAGAUCUGGUUUGCGUUAACUUCUUAGCAGUUUAGCAGACUGUCAUAACUACAUUCACACUUGCCACUUGGUUUUGUGUUUCAUAAAUUGUAAUGAUUGAAGCUGAAAUGUCAUCUGCACCUUUUGAUUUCAUUCAGCAUUCUCAAGAUGAAAAUUAGGUCUAAUACACAGAAGCACUUUGUAAGUAUAGUGUUAAGAGGUGUUCUGUUUUUUGGUGGUUUUUUUUUCUUAUACUAGACUCAGUUCUGUAUGCCAAUACCCAGCAUCCAUUUGAAGACAAUGAGCAUUUAAACUUAUUGGUAUUCAUGCACCAGUCUUUUUGAAAAAAAAAACAGUGGAUGAAUACAUAAUGGAAUGAUGGUGACCUAUGGGAUUAUUUUACAAUGAAUGCAUGCCCUAAAAAAUUGCUUUGUAACAUCCGUUUUAUACUAAACAUUGGUGUUAACGUGAGCCUUGUUAGCUAUUUGACAGUGACAUACAAUAUUUAUAAACCUGUUACAAUAAAUGCUUUUUUAGUCUAAGAAGUGUGUGGUAUGGCAUUUACAAAACGUUAAAAAAAAAAAAAAAAAAAGAAAGGUCUAUGCCUUAUGUUGUGUUAAUAAUUCCUUCCUGUGCCAUGGGUUUCAAUUUAUUACCCUGAGUAAUUCCAUUUCAGUCAAUGAGCCUGGUCACAGUAACAAUGUGAGAGACUACUUCUGUUUUCCACCAUCAGAAUCACUGUGAAGCUGUAAGUAAAGAAAUCAGCUAUAUUUUAACAAAUCAACCCAACUGACAUUUGCUACAACUAAACAGAAUGUAGAGGUUCCUGCGGUGACCUCUCUGUUGUGUUUUUAAUGUAUUUGAUGCAAGUACAGUCAAGAUAGUAAUAUUUCAGAUCUAGGUGUUUGACCUUCAUCGCUGCCUUGCUGCGUGGCCAAACGGAGCAGCUCCUGAAGCAGUGCCAAAAACAUGGUGUUGAAAUGAAGACGGAGAGUGGAAAGGGAGAGGAGAGAGUCCCAUAUCAGCAAGAAAAAUCAGCUCUAGAAGGCUCACAGAGAUGCUUCAGUUUUGAUCAGCAUACUUUUUUUUUUCCUUUAGCCUAAAAUACAAAGUGACCUAUAAAUACAAAGUUUAUAUCUGAAUGAUAAACUGUAAGGUCUUUAUUCUAGCUCUUACUGAACUGGUAAUAGUUUAUGUUAAGUAUUAUGUUAAGUGUGUUAAGAUAUUACUUUUCCAGUAAACUGAAUUAAUGAAGUGAGAUCAACCCCAACUGCAGGUACACAUAUAUUCAGUUACACAAGUUUAAAAACAAAAAUAAAAAACAGUCUCCCAAGCAGGGAUAGACUUAUUUUCCACAUGUGUAGGCCAGUGCUGGCACCUGCUGGCUUUGUUGCUGAGUGAUUUCAUAGUUUUGUGCGUUUAUUACAGGUAUAAAUCGUGAUUAACUUGCUGUUGCCAAUGUUAUCUGUCUCCUCUGCUUCCCAGCCACCUCAGUAUCCAGUAUUUUGGUAUCACAUCUGAGACUGCCUGGCAAUUGCAGCUGUGUUGACUGCACACCAAGUGAAUGAGAACUACGGAUUUCUUCAAAGGGCACUCAAAAAGCUUCAGUUCAGCACACACAGUCACUAAUGCUGCAGCAGACGGAAGUUACAAGUUUACCUAUUCAUGAGAUAAUAUUUCGUUUUAUAUUACUGUUGACAUAGGACUAUCAAUGUUUACCACACACUUUUCUAUUUCGCCAAAAAGCACUUCUUUUCUGUCCUCUUCACCCUUGAAGAGUUACUAAUAGUAAAAUAUGUCCAAAGGCUGUGCUGGAGAAUUUCUGGUAGUAUAGGUCCCUGAGGUGCACUAUACACCUAUGGCCAUAAAAGUCCUUAAAACACAAAGUGCCAGGGCAAUCUAUACCUAAAUACCAUAUUGCCCUUCAAUGUUCAAAAAAAUCGGCCGUUAAGGCUGCAGUCACUGUUUGAAAUCUGUUCUGGAAUUAAGUUUUCAGACCUUGAAAUAGUAUAUUGUGAAGAUCCUCCGUCAGCUGUCACCUCAGAGAUUACUUUCUGUGUUCACAUCCCUGCUUUUCAGCGUUCAUGUUGUGGUAACGUGAGACAGCAACUGCCAUUUCCUUGCACUUUUUUUUAACUUCUGCUACGUUUAGUGAAUCACAAUUAAAUAGGGAAGGCUUUCUACAGUAUGGACCAAAUCCUCAACUUAUGUAAAUCAGUAUUUAUAGCUUCCUUCAAGGCAAAGUGGUGACAUUAAUUUCUGUCUGUGAAGAACGAUUGCCUCCGUCUGUUAAGAAAAAUCAAAGGAAUAACAAUGUGCCGACGAAGACAUGAUUUGCUGGCAUCUCUGUAUAUCUAACUGAAGAAUUUUUAUUCUCAACACCCCUUCUCCCCCCUCCAAAUCUCAACUGCUAAUUGAAUUUUAAUGCAAUAAAUGUAUUAUAAUGAA